Molecule: messenger RNA, 3021 nt
Organism: Argentina anserina (silverweed cinquefoil)
Lineage: Eukaryota; Viridiplantae; Streptophyta; Magnoliopsida; Rosales; Rosaceae
Product: ATP-dependent zinc metalloprotease FTSH 11, chloroplastic/mitochondrial
Exons: 16
Coding region: 124-2577 (817 amino acids)
Biological process (GO): proteolysis
Cellular component (GO): chloroplast thylakoid; membrane
Molecular function (GO): ATP binding; ATP hydrolysis activity; metalloendopeptidase activity
Source: RefSeq, a predicted model, not a curated record
UUUCAAUCCCAAAGAUAAGGUUCCUCCUCCUUCUUCUUCUUCUUCUUCCUCCUUCCUCCUCCUCUCUUCUUCCCUCUCUAAAUUCCUCUCCUACAUUCUCAUAAACCCUAAAAACCACCCACAAUGACCACUCUCCAAGCUUCUCUUCUCCUUAACCUCCCCCUCACUCCAUCUCUCUCUUCUUUUUCUUCUUCUUCUUCUUCUUCCUCACUCCAACGUCUCCACUUCUCUCGCUGCUCGGCUUCUUAUACUCACAGCCCUCAUUCUUUCCCCAAUUUCAAUCUCUCUCCACCGCCGAGCUCCAGAAAUUUCCGAUUCAGCGGCCGGAGCGCGUCGAUUCCCGGCGCAUUGUCACCGGAGAGCGCCAAUUUGGAUCAAGAACCGGGCUUUAUCGAGACCCAAUUAGAUUCCGACGAUAAAGGCUCGACCUUGGAUGAAAUCGACGGCGAGGAUUCGAGCCCCGAAAGGGAGGAGCUUGGGGCGGCGGAGGAGGAGGCUGGGGGUGAGGAGAGUGAGGCGGAGAGUGGAGGAUUGGUGGGGAAGAAGAGCUGGAAGGGGUUGCCGGUGGUGGUGUUUAUGAUGGGGCUGUGGGCAACUGUGAGGAGAGGGUUUGAGAAGGCGUUGGCGUCGGAGUGGUUGAGUUGGUGGCCGUUUUGGAGGCAGGAGAAGCGGCUGGAGAGGCUGAUUGCCGAGGCCGAUGCCGACCCUAAGGACCCGGUGAAGCAGGGUGCUCUGUUUGCUGAGUUCAAUAAGCACAGUCCUGAGUCUGUCAUCAAGCGCUUUGAACAAAGGGAUCGUGCUGUAGAUAGUAGAGGAGUUGCAGAGUACCUACGAGCUCUUGUGGUCACUGAUGCUUUAUCUGAAUAUCUUCCAAAUGAUGAAUCUGGAAAACCUUCUAGUCUUCCUUCCCUGUUGCAAGAGUUGAAACAACGUGCAUCAGGCAACUUGGACGAACCCUUUGUCAACCCUGGCAUAAAUGAGAAGCAACCGUUGCAUGUUCUGAUGGUUGAACCUAAAGCAUCAAAUAAAUCUCGUUUUACUCAAGAACUUAUCUCAACCAUAUUGUUCACAGUUGCGGUUGGAUUAGUGUGGUUUAUGGGCGCAGCUGCUCUUCAAAAGUACAUAGGGAGUUUGGGUGGAAUAGGUGCUUCGGGUGUUGGCUCAAGCUCAUCCUAUGCCCCGAAGGAGUUGAAUAAAGAAGUGACUCCAGAAAAGAAUGUUAAAACAUUUAAAGAUGUCAAAGGUUGUGAUGAUGCAAAGCAAGAGCUUGAGGAGGUAGUGGAGUAUCUCAAAAACCCAACUAAAUUUACCCGCCUUGGGGGCAAGUUGCCAAAGGGAAUUCUUCUGACAGGAGCACCAGGAACAGGAAAAACAUUACUUGCUAAGGCUAUUGCUGGAGAAGCUGGGGUACCAUUUUUUUAUAGAGCGGGAUCUGAGUUUGAAGAAAUGUUUGUUGGAGUUGGUGCUCGCCGUGUUAGAUCCUUAUUUCAAGCAGCUAAGAAAAAGGCUCCCUGCAUUGUUUUUAUUGAUGAAAUAGAUGCUGUCGGAUCCACUCGAAAGCAAUGGGAAGGGCACACAAAGAAGACGCUGCAUCAAUUACUGGUUGAAAUGGAUGGUUUUGAGCAGAAUGAGGGUAUAAUUCUGAUGGCUGCAACCAACUUGCCUGAUAUUCUCGAUCCAGCAUUGACCAGGCCUGGUCGAUUCGACAGGCAUAUUGUUGUCCCAAAUCCAGAUGUGCGAGGUCGACAGGAAAUAUUAGAACUUUAUCUUCAAGAUAAGCCAUUAGCUGAUGAUGUGGAUGCUAAAGCAAUAGCCCGCGGCACACCGGGAUUUAAUGGGGCAGAUCUUGCGAACUUGGUUAACAUUGCUGCCAUAAAGGCUGCUGUUGAAGGGGCCGACAAGUUAACUAGUAGACAGUUAGAGUUUGCAAAGGACAGGAUAGUCAUGGGUACAGAGAGAAAAACAAUGUUCGUAUCUGAGGAGUCGAAGAAGCUCACUGCUUACCAUGAAAGUGGUCACGCAAUUGUUGCAUUGAACACUGAGGGCGCACAUCCUAUCCACAAGGCGACAAUCAUGCCUCGUGGAUCUGCUUUGGGAAUGGUUACCCAGCUCCCUUCAAAUGAUGAGACAUCAGUUAGCAAGAAGCAGCUGUUGGCACGUCUUGAUGUCUGUAUGGGAGGAAGAGUAGCAGAAGAGCUCAUCUUCGGUCAGGAUCAUGUCACUACUGGAGCAAGUAGUGAUCUACACACAGCUACAGAGCUGGCCCACUAUAUGGUAUCAAGCUGUGGUAUGAGCGACACAAUUGGGCCGGUGCAUAUCAAAGAGCGACCUAGUUCUGAAAUGCAGUCCCGUAUAGAUGCAGAAGUUGUGAAACUGUUAAGAGAAGCGUAUGAUCGUGUUAAAGCCCUCUUGAAGAAGCAUGAGAAGGCGUUACAUGCAUUAGCAAAUGCUCUUCUGGAGUAUGAGACGCUUAGUUCAGAAGAAAUUAGGCGUAUUCUUCUGCCAUUUCAAGAAGGAGGACGGCUACCAGAGCAACAAGAAGAGCAACAAGAAGAAGGGGAUCUUGUAUUGGUUUAGACUUUUCUCUCCUGGUUUGUAACUUAUCCGACUGUCCGGGAGGAGCCUGUUCAGCAUAUUUGAAGCAUUAGAGUGAGUUAUCUCUACAAUCCUGAUCAUCUUCACUCCAUAAAAUGUGGCAUAAGAGGAGUUGUGUAUGGGACGCAACAUCCAAACCAAAGUCAGCUCACAUUCUUUGAUGACGAGCCAAUCACGCUCUUUGAUGACAGGCCAAGGUCGAAGAAUUAUGUACCAUUACAAAAUUAUAUAUUUAAUUGAACUUCACCUUGCAGGUGAUUUUGUAGGAAUACCUGUAGUCUAGUCCUUUUGUACAAAUAGAAAUGCAAAGUUAUUGACCUACUUAAAGCUGAAUUGAUGAAAUGUUCUGCUCAGCAAUGAUUUGUUUCACAAUUACCUAUUGAACAAGCUUUGCUUGGAUAAAACUAUACUGUAGUAUUGUGUUCA